AUGGGCCUUGGAAAAACCCGCCAGGCCAUCGCCUACAUCCUGGGAGUGCGUGAGGGCUUGAAGCGCCGGGAAGCCAGCGAAGGCAAGCAGCGUGCUGACCCUGGAUCGGUCCCAGAGCUGGCUGGACCAGCUCGCUUUGAGCGUGCUUUGGUACUGGCACCAGCCAUGCUGAUCCGUGGUGAUGACAGCGUUUGGCAAAGAGAGCUCCGGGAGGUAAGCGCGCAGUGGCAAGAGCCGCUUCGGGUUUGGCAGUGGCACGGUGAACGCGCCUGUGACCUUCGAUACGAGGUAAACACAGCUGCUUGGAAAGGCCCCAUUCUCGAGCUCUAUGACGUGGUGGUCACAAGCUAUGAAAGCUUCUUGCAAAACCAGGAGAUGUUCAUCAAAGAAAGCUGGACAUGUAUCGUUCUGGACGAGGCACAGUCGAUCAAGAACCACGCCACGCAAACAUCCAUCGCGGUCAAGUGUCUGUCCAGUGCUCCGUUCAGGCUUGCCCUGACGGGGACGCCCAUUGAGAACUCUUUGGACGACGUGCACUCCAUUCUGCAGUUUGUUGAGCCCGACUGUGCUGGCAGCUUGCAGGACUUUCGACAACGCUUUCCAGACACGGAGGAAGGCCGAGCCGGCCUUCGGAGGCUGCUGCAGCUGAUUACCCUGCGCCGAGAUAGCGGCGAGGCUGUACAGCUGGUCCCAAAAGAAGAGGUCGAGGUUCCUGUGCAGAUGACUGAGGCUCAAGCUGCCAUCUACAAGGUUCUUCAGGAGCAGGCCUCACGGCAAGAGGUCUCCCCACAUCGGUGCCUGCGUGAGAUGGAGCUGCUUUGCACUCAUCCCUGGUGCUAUGCGAAGCCGGUUCGGGCAAAGGACAUGACAGAUGAGACACUGGCUCGGCGCGACAACGUCAGCAGAAAAGUGAAAGUGCCGGAACGUUUUCGUGGCGAGGCGCAGGACCAGGACAUCAAUGACAGUGGCAAGCUGGUAGAGCUGUUCAACCUCCUGCGGGGCAUCAUCGCUCGGAGAGACAAAGUGCUGGUGUUCUUCUGUCGUACGGCCACAAGCGAGCUUCUGGCGGCACUCAUGCAGAGGGAGUUUGGGGUGCGGCCCGGGAUACUACGCGGGGACACGCCCCACGCCGAGCGCGAGCGGAUCAUGCGUGAGUUCAAGGCCACUCCGCUUCCUGGAGAACCACAAUCCCAGGUGCUGCUGCUUUCUGUGUGGGUGGGGGCCGUGGGCCUGAACCUGCCAGAAGCGCGCUGGGUGGUGCACGUUGAGCGUGUCUGGAAUCCCGCACUGGAGCGCCAGGCCACCAGCCGAGCACAUCGGUUGACCUCGCGUCAUCCUGUCAAGGCAUACUGCCUCUUCACACAGGCCUCACUGGAGGAGCGCAAAACCGCGGUGCUGUCCUUCAAGUGUCAGCUUUCCACGAAGGUCAUGGAAGCCCUGGAUUUAGAGUCCGACGAGCUGUGCGAUGAAGGCCAAGGUGAGGAGCUUCGCCAGGCGCACGGAGAGGAACUGCGGGCGCUGAUCUGUGCCGGUUCUUCCACCGACGCAUCAACCUGGCUGAACAGCGCAGAGGACCAGGCGGCCAUGGCCGAGGCAGAUCCGGAGGAAAGCAAGGAGCCAUCGAGCGACGAAGAGGAGGAGGAGUCAGGACGGCCCAGAGGCAGUCGCUGCCCGCUGCAUCCCACGGUUGACAGGCUGCGGCCAAAGUACUUCAAGAAUCUCAGAGUGGGAAAGUAUGGCGAUCCAGAGAAUCCGGAGUUGUGGGACUGGUACACAGUGAAAGGGCACCGCGAGGUCCAUGAGCGAGCCCCUUCUUUCAGCACUGCGCACUUGAAGGAGCAGAAGCCGGGCACACAUCAUCCAGAACGCUGGCACCGUUCGGCCAUACCCUUCACGAGUCGACCAAGCCGCAUCCGAGACGUCCGCGACCGCGGGGAUCGGACAGUCACCCUGGUCCUGGCAGAUGGCGUGAGCUGUCGGCUCUUCAUCCCGAGCGAGCAUCAGCAUCUCUUCUCCGAGGACGAGAGAGGCAUCUUUGCCCGGCCGGCCGAGAGGGGCGAAGCAUCUUUCCCAGUGCUCUCACCAUCUUUCGGGCGCUCUGCUCUUGAUGAGGAAGUUGGCUUGCUCGACAUCGCUCCGGGCAUGGUGUCGGAGGAUGGCUCGCCCUUGAAAUUCCUCCAGAUUGUUGCGGUGAAGCCCUCUGAGGUGGAGAAGUAUCGAAUGAGCGCUCCCUUCUUUGUUGUCAUGGAGCUGCCCACGAUGCCUACGGUCACCCACCCAUGCUAUGGCAGACUGAAGCCCGAGGACCUGGGCGUUGGCUGCGCGAGGCAUUGGCUGGUCAGGCUGGCAGCGGCGUUGCGGAUGCCCUACGCCUUCUUCCUCGAUGAUACAGUUCGGGGCUGGCGCGGCGUGACUUUGGUCAAUGAUGAGCACUGCCUGUUUGGAGCUCCAGCCUCGACGAAGGCACAGUUCACCCCAGUUCCGUUGGCGAGAGUCAUGUCAUACAUUGCAGAGCCGAAGUUUUUCGCAGAGGAAAUGCCCGGCAUCGCGGCCUUCGGAUUUUGCAGGUUGGCGCCAGAGCUUCUCUUUGCUCGCAAUCCCCACAGCCGUGCGCAGGUUUACUCCGGAUUCCUUCUGAACAUACUGAAAAUAGAGAAAGAGGGGCUGAAUUUCAAGCAGGAAGUCUUCGUGUGGGAGGACAUAGUCUUCAACUUGGAAGCCCAUGACGUCGUAAGAAGCAACCGCUUCGCCAUGCUCAAGAUCCCCUUCAACAGCGGAGGCUGCUCAGAGCAGGUGGCCCGUACAGCCAAACCCUUUGUUCGGGCAGCUUACGUGAAGAAGAUGACGGGGGAGGAGCUUGUGGCAGAGACCCUGGGCCAGGCGGCCGUUGGCAAGGCUGAACCCGCAGGAGGACGUGGCAAGCGUGGCAGGGGCAAGGUGAAGGGGCCGCCGGAGGUUCAGCCCGAAGAGGAGAGGCCAGUGCCCUCGGAUCCCUUCCUCCUCGAGGAGGAUCCGGCAUUGAAGCCGGAAGGUGCUGUCGUAGAUGACAGUGGAUUGCUGGUGAACAAGUACUACAAGCGCUUCAUUCAGGCCUUCAAGGAUGCCGAGAAGGCCAGAGCAGACGUCGCAGCGCCAGUGGGAAUCAUACGACCCGGAGUCCGGCGGGGUGAGCAGAUUCCCGCUGGCAUCAUGUUUUGGGACGACUCCUUGAGAAGCAAGAAAGGCGUGACGAGCUCGGAAGAGCAAUGGGGUGCUGGUUACAUCGCAAAGCCUUACGGCCCGGUGAAGAAGAGCAAAUGGUUCAACGUGAAGACCUGGGGUUGUUGGAGGAUGGCCUUCGUCUUGGCAAGGCUGCAGUUCGAGGUCUGGCAGCAGAAGCACCCGGACGUGUUUCCCAGCAAGAUGAGAUCGGAUGCUCAACAGGGCAGCAAGAAGAAACUUCAGGCGAAGUCGUCGGCGCGUCCAGGAGUCAAAAAGGACGCGAAGGGCUCCAAGAAAGGGAAGGAGAAUGUGGACCCAUCGACGCUCCACAAGUUCUUUGCAAACACGAAGGACAAGGAACAAGCUCCUGAAAAGAAGGUGAAGGUGAAGGUUGAAAGAAACCCGAAGCAGAAGAAGCUGUUCUCUUGGAUGGGUGCCGGUCAGAGUCAGACUCCUCCCGCGAAGCGGCAGCGAGGUGACGAAGCAGAGAGGCAUCCCACCACACCAUGA
Molecule: messenger RNA, 3711 nt
Organism: Symbiodinium natans
Lineage: Eukaryota; Dinophyceae; Suessiales; Symbiodiniaceae
Source: the annotation of a GenBank genome assembly